AUGGCCAAACCAUCCGUAGACAAAUCGAAACCGAAAUCCAAACAAAAGAAGAAUGUUGCGAAUUAUUCGAAUCCUUCUAAUCCACCCAUCAUUCCAGGAGACCUGGAAUUGGAUCCCAUCCCAGAGGACACGUCGGUAGCACCGUCUUCUAGAGCGGGCAACAUUCAUAACAACGCAAUGUCCUCGGCUGCUUCGGCCGUGGCUUCUUCCAAUUCCUCCUCCUCUUCCGAUAUGGCCUCAUCAUUGCCACAGAAUCAAUCACAUCAAUCACAUCAAUCACAUCAACAACAACGACGACAACAAUACAAUCGCAACGACAGCGGCAGUCGAAGCGAUGUGACUGGUUCCGCCGUGAAUGAAUUAAUGUACGGUGCAGAUUCGGAACAAUCACCACCCCAUGAAAAACCACCGGAAGUCUUCUGCAACAAGCGCGUCCGCAUCUUUACCCUCUUUUUAAUUUUGUUGCUCGCUGGCAUUGGCGUGGGAAUUCAUUUCAUUGUCCAAGCCAUUGACGAAGAAAAUGAGGGCAAGUAUGGUAAUAACAACAACAACCACAACAACUUGGGUCAGCCUACCAUGCCUCCUACCUAUCCGACCUUUGACGAUGUCUUUAUUGAUGGACCCACACCCGUUCCUACCUACUCUCCCAUUCAAAUUCAAUCCAUUGACGAUGUUUUAUUGGAACUCUCGGCGGAAACCAGAAACGUUGUCAAUGGAAAUGAAGUUGUCAAUUUGAACGACCAAUCGACGGCUCAUGGCAAUUGUCGAUUCUGGUUGACCCAAAAUGAUGAAAUUGAUUUGAAUGUCGAUGUCAAUGGACAAGCCCGAGACAUUGAACGCAUUCAACAGCGAUAUAUCUUGUGUUUGUUGUUUGAACAUACCUCGGGCCAAAACUGGCAAUUGGGCAAUGGGACCUUCAAGGACAAGACGGCUCAUGAAUGUACCUGGGAGGGUGUUACUUGCAAUGGAUAUGAUUAUGUGGCAGUCUUGGAUUUGUGGAAUAAGAAUCUAGUCGGAAGCAUUCCAGAAGAAAUCACGUCCUUGGCAACCUUGCAGGUUUUGAGAUUGCCCAACAAUACCUUGGUUGGGACCAUUCCCGAACGUCUUUUGGAUUUGCCAGAUCUGCUUUGGUUGGAUUUGAGCAAUAAUCAAUUGACGGGAUCGGUAGUCUCCUCCACGGCCAGUGGAAGUUCCUUGCUGACCCUGUACCUCAAUGCCAAUGGACUCCAAGGAACCAUUCCCUACUUUCCACAAUUGACCAGUCUGCGCAUUCACGGCAAUCAAUUCAAUCAAUUGAAUGAAUUGUAUACCACUUCCACACCCCUUAGACGGUUGGUGGCCUACAACAACAACUUCCAAUCCACCUUUCCACAAACUUGGAAUUCACCAAACCUCAUGCAUUUAGAUUUGGGAUUGAAUCAAUGGAUGGGUUCCAUUCCACCCUCGCUCUGGCAAACGACACCCAAAUUGGAAUUUCUAUUGCUCAAUGAUGGACAAUUGCAAGGCAAUUUGCCCUCUACCACAGCCUCGUCCAAUCUUCAAUAUGUUUGGUUGCAAUCCAAUCAACUGACGGGGACGGUACCCGAAACCUUUGGACAAAAUUGGAUGAAUUUGACAAGUUUGCAACUCCAAGACAAUGAUGGUUUGCGUGGAAGGAUUAGUGCAUCCCAAUGCAUGCAAUGGGAAAAACAGACAUUUGAGACAUUCCCUGAAGUCAUUCGGGCGGAUUGCAACUUUGUGAGCUGUUCCUGUUGCACAAGUUGUUCUUAA
Messenger RNA from Cylindrotheca closterium, 1770 nucleotides. Lineage: Eukaryota; Bacillariophyta; Bacillariophyceae; Bacillariales; Bacillariaceae. The record is from the annotation of a GenBank genome assembly.